AGUAGACUUAUCAGCUACAUUAAUAGUACUUACUGCGGUAGUCUAAGUUAUUCCAAGGCAAUCGGCACGCCACAUAACUAAUUGUUGUAGUUAUACGAGAACAAAAUACGACACAUAGCCCGAUUUUCAGAUAAACAAUAGAGGCUAUGAUAAUUUUAUAAUAAUAACGCAAUAUAGGAAUUUUGAUAAAUUUUUUAAUUGAACAUACUAUUACAUGCAGCCUCGUCUAUUAUUUUUAUAUGCGGACGAUACCAUAAAUACGAAUUGCUUCCAAUUUAAAAUAUAUUUCCUUGAAAAGUUUACCUCAAAGUAAUUUUUUUCUAGCAAAACCAGAAAAGUACCCCACUGCAUGAUAAAAUAAUUAUCGAAUAAUAAAAAUAAAUCAAGAAAUUCGUUAUAUGUAUAAAAACUAUUGUUAACUCGAUAAACGAUUAAUAAUGCUGAAAAUGAAAAUAUAUAAAUGAUAUAAGUAUCAUUAUUUUGACCUUACAGUUUUUCAUGAGUUUCUUUGGUGAACUUAAUUAUGCUCUGACAAAUUGUCAAAGGUAUAACAGUAAUUAAUUUAAAUUGUUCGCAAUUUACAUCGGUAUCGUGCCUUAUUACCGUCAAGUAGGCGACAGUAGCUUAUAAAUGUUAGUUUGCCAUUGCACAACGAGUAAAGAGUAUUGUCAGUUCGAUUUUUUUUCCGAGAACAAAGUUGAGAAGGCCGAUGACUAAAAUCCCACGUGAAAUCAGAGAAGUGAAAGACAAAGUUGUUGUCAUCACUGGAGGUACGAGUGGAAUAGGUUUGAGCAUCGCAAAGCUUAUGUUGAAAAAUGGAGCCAAGUACGUAGCUUUGUUCGAAUUGGAUCAUAAAAAUUCCAGAAUUGUUUUCGACGAAUUGCACAAGCAGUAUCACGAUAGAAUCGGAUUUUAUCCUUGCGAUGUCACGAAAACUGACUUAAUUUCCGAUAACUUCGAUAAGGUUAUGGAAUCGCACAAAACGAUAGACAUUUUGAUAAACAAUGCCGGAAUCGCAGGAGAAAAUGAGCCUGAACUCUUAGUUGACGUUAAUCUGAAAGCUCUUGUUGUGGCAAGCUACAAGAUCAUAGAUCGUAUAGGAAAGCAAAAUGGUGGAAAAGGUGGUGUAAUCGUAAAUAUGGCAUCAAUCGCGGGCAUAGCCAGCGGAAUCUCACCCGUUUACUGCGCUACGAAACACGGGGUUGUCGGUUUUACUCGUACUUUGCAGUUAUCGUAUGGUGUUACGGGGGUACGAGUUUUGGCUAUCUGUCCAAGCUUUACGAAUACUCCUAUUAUAAAAAUGGGUGUCGUUAACGAUCUAGAAUAUUUGAAACAAGAAGGUAUCGAUACUGUGCCAGCAGAUGUUUACUUGCAGUCACCGGACAGUGUAGCUAAAGCUAUUAUCGAUGCUAUCAAAACGGAAGACGGCGAUGCGUCGGUCUGGGUAGUAACAAGAGACGAGCCAGCUUUUCCAUUUGCAGAAAAAGUAGAUUUAAAAAGUUUGUGGUAAAUUUGUUAUCACUAUUGGCCGCUUUUCCCGGCUGAUCAUAACAAACGAUAUUGUCAUUUGAAAAAAAGCAACAUUCUGUUUUGAAAUAUGAUUUUUAUUCAACUA
Messenger RNA from Nasonia vitripennis (jewel wasp), 1615 nucleotides. Its product is annotated as alcohol dehydrogenase-like. The coding region runs from base 710 to 1510 and encodes 266 amino acids. The transcript is spliced from 7 exons. Gene Ontology annotation, cellular component: cytoplasm. Gene Ontology annotation, molecular function: oxidoreductase activity, acting on the CH-OH group of donors, NAD or NADP as acceptor. NCBI's taxonomy places the organism in Eukaryota, Metazoa, Arthropoda, Insecta, Hymenoptera, Pteromalidae. The record is from RefSeq and is a predicted model, not a curated record.